Messenger RNA from Anneissia japonica, 1499 nucleotides. RefSeq lists its product as uncharacterized. Bases 270 to 1085 code for a protein of 271 amino acids. The transcript has 5 exons. The record is from RefSeq and is a predicted model, not a curated record. Lineage: Eukaryota; Metazoa; Echinodermata; Crinoidea; Comatulida; Comatulidae.
CAAUCACAAAUGUUCGCGCUUUUUUAAACAAGAUUAGGAUUUUUGUUUGUGAACAUCGAAUGGAGUGAGACAUAUCACUUUACUCUUGUAUCUAGUGGCCUUACAACAUAUGUAUCACCUAUCAGUUUCAAGUUAGUAAAAUAUUAAUCUAUGCGCACUACGCAGUUUACGAUGAUUAGUGAUUCAGAAUUGAUGCUUCACUAUUCAAGUACAAGUGAAAACGUGGCAUAUCUUCAUCAGUUGAGAUUGUUGAAGUCAGUCCCACUCAAAUGAUCACCACCAAAAAUGCGAAUGUUGGCCAUUCUUUAACAGACAUUAACUCUGAUGAUCAAGAUAUUAUGGAUUCUGGGAGUCAAAAUCUACACACAGAAGUUUUGGAACCAGAAGGAUUGGAAACUGAUGGCCGUCUAUACGAUGGAGAAGAAACCGUAGUUUUUGUUACAGGAAAUAAAGGUAGAAAACGAAAAUACUUACAGCCAAUACAGACAUUGCAUUUGCUUUGUUAUUGUACUUUAAUGCGCAUCAGUGCACUAAAAUUUAUCUCAACGGAGCAAGCUAGGAAUGAAUUCCAAGAUUUAACCGAGUACCAACAACGUAGUUGGAUGCUGACAUAUUUUCAUACGCAUAUGAAUAAAUCUGGAGGUUGCGUUAAAAUUUGCCUAUUGGUCGGUGCAAGUGAAGUUUGUGCGAAAGCCUGGAUGUUAGUAUAUGGAAUUGGCCGGACAACAUUUUACAAGAUACGAAAACAAGCUAUUGAUCCUGAAAAUGAACCUGAAAGAUUUCCGCUUCACACGAUAAUCUUCAAUGAUCAUCGUGUCACGCAUACGGAUGAAACGACAAAUAGUGGAGAAGAAGGAGAUGAUGAUGACUCGGACAAAGAAGAGGAAAUAAAGCCGAUUCAUAUUGGACGACUUUUUAAACGGAAGCCGCCACAGCAACUAGAGUUUGGUGCAAUGGUAGCGACAGCUCUACAAAGGUACCCAUCAGAAUGGCCACAUAUAGGGAAAGUGCUGUAUUACGGAAAACAAAGUGGAGGUAUCGUGGUACAGUGGAACAUAUUCAUCUGUAUGCAUUCCGUGUACUAAAGACAGUCAAGAGUGGAGGGAAACUAUCACAAAAGAAGAUGUGAUCUGUGUAUUUAGACUAACUCAGGCCAGUAGGUUGCCAACCAAUACAGUCGCAAAAUUAAAAGAGGCAAAACUAGAUUUUGUAAAAUAGACUAGUAGGCCUACUGUCACUACACACUACACGUUGAGAAACGUCGCUGGAUGGACAGAAAUAUUUGUGAGGAAUAAAGUCGUCGGAUCCGUCAAAUAUCGGGAUUUUUUUUUAUCAAGUGAAUGUUUAGUUUAAUCUAUCAUUUUGGUCUGAUUUUCUCUACUUUUAUAUUUUAAAAUAUUUAUAAUUGUUUGCUUCUUAUGGCCGCUUGUGUUUUUUGUAUAUCCCAUUUGCCUAUCAAUGUUAUAUAUGUAAUAAAGUGAUGUAACAAUAAUAAUGUA